AUGCCUCUUCCGCCCCUUUUGUUAGCUCGAUUGAAGCGCAGAGGAAUCAUAAAAGAAGGUGACGCCGAGGAGGUGAUCGCCGAAAACUACGAUGACGAGAAUCCGGAAGGAGCGAAGAGAAAAUCUGGUUCCAGUGCUUCCGGAUGUCCAAACAAGUGGUGCCCUUUUCAUCUCUGUACCGACUAUUGUUUCGAUCACUGGGGAGACGGUGUAGAGGAACACCGUGUCGAUCCGGUGUAUAAUCGUAAGCGUCUUCGCAUGCUCCGCAAGUACCCACUGCCUGAAUCAUGGACGGAGGUCUAUGAUCCUGGUACGGGCAGGUAUUAUUACUGGAAUACCGAUUCCAGCGAAGUUUCUUGGCUUUCCCCCACCCACCCGAAGGCGAUCAUCACGACUGCAGCAGUCGUUCUUGCCAAAAGUAAGCGCUGA
Molecule: messenger RNA, 429 nt
Organism: Soboliphyme baturini
Lineage: Eukaryota; Metazoa; Nematoda; Enoplea; Dioctophymatida; Soboliphymatidae
Source: the annotation of a GenBank genome assembly